UAAACUUUUGGAGAGUUCAACCUUGACGAACGAGUGAUGUCAAGCAAGAAACAUCCGAGAUUGAAAUUUAAAUGUCCACUUCAGAUUAAAUGUCGCCCUUGUGCCCAUUCCGAAAAUAUCACAACUUCUAUAAAUACUUCUUCUAAUACUCCAUCUGAUGAACCGAGUGUUUCUACUAACUUAGGCCCUGUUGCUUUAGAUUGUGAAAUGGUCGGUGUUGGUAUUAAAAAGGUUGAUGCUUUAGGACGUGUCAGUAUUGUUGAUUAUGAAGGACAACUUUUGUAUGAUGCUAUAGUACAUCCUGAAGAAGAGAUAACUGAUUAUCGAACACCAUGGAGUGGAAUUAGACAAGAAGAUAUGUCUCGUGCUAUUGAAUAUUCUUGUGCUCGAGAACAUGUUCAGAGUAUCAUACAAAAUCGUAUUCUUGUGGGGCAUUCGUUGAACAGAGAUCUUCAUGUCUUAAACUUAGAACAUCCUUCACACUUAGUGCGUGAUAUUGCAAAGGUACAAUAUCCUAAAUUACUUGCUGGAUUCUUGGUGAAAAAUCCCAUUGGACUGAGAGCUCUCACUAUUAGACUCUUCGGUGUAAGCAUUCAAGAUGGUGAGCAUUGUUCAAUUGAAGAUGCCUGUGCAUCUAUGGCUAUUUAUCGAUUAGUUGAAGAAGUUUGGCAACGUGAUCUAGUCAAAGGUAUGAAGAAAACCAGAAAACGUCAGAGUGGAACACACUCACACACUGACAAUAAUCAUCGAGAUAUGUCAGUUGAGUCAAGUGAAACUAAAUAACAAUUGCAUCGUUGUCUUCUGUUAGUUUUUUGGUGGAAAUCGGUAUGAAGACGUUACUCACUACUAGUAAGCCGCCAUUGGCGUGGUCGUCGUCGUCGUCCUGCUCCUCCUCCUGUCUGCAUUUUUAUAAAAUGAAGCAGUUUAUAUAUAUUUUUGUAUAAAACAUAACUUGUAUACUUUGAAGUUUAAUAUAUCACUUUUUUUCCUCUAAAUUUGUGUAUAGUUUGGUGUUAAACUAACUAAAAAGAAAAACAAAAGGGAUAAUUGUAGC
Molecule: messenger RNA, 1054 nt
Organism: Trichobilharzia regenti
Lineage: Eukaryota; Metazoa; Platyhelminthes; Trematoda; Strigeidida; Schistosomatidae
Source: the annotation of a GenBank genome assembly